Zonotrichia albicollis (white-throated sparrow) is the source of this 9929-nucleotide messenger RNA. RefSeq names its product solute carrier family 22 member 15 (gene SLC22A15). The record is from RefSeq and is a predicted model, not a curated record. Gene Ontology annotation, cellular component: membrane. Gene Ontology annotation, molecular function: transmembrane transporter activity. Gene Ontology annotation, biological process: transmembrane transport. Lineage: Eukaryota; Metazoa; Chordata; Aves; Passeriformes; Passerellidae.
GCUGGUGGGGCUGAUGGGCCCUUACCAGGUGUAUCUGUGCGUCCUGCUGGCCGUGCUCCUCCAGCUCUAUGUGGCCACUGAAGCCAUCCUCAUCGCAUUGGUGGGUGCAACUCCUCCCUACCAGUGGGAUCUCCAGGGGCUCUCAGCUAAUGAGAGCCAUGGCAACCACUCAGUGAGCGAGCAGGGAGCUUUUGGGGAAUGGCUUCUGACUGCCAACAGCAGCGAGGUGCGCAAGCACGUACACUUCAGCAGCAACUUCACAUCCAUUGUCUCUGAGUGGUUUUUAAUUGGCAAUGCAUCGUACAAAGUCAGUGCUGCCAGUUCUUUCUACUUCAGCGGUGUGUUUGUUGGAGCCAUCUCCUUUGGGCAGCUGUCCGAUCGCUUCGGGAGGAAGAAAGUCUAUCUCACAGGUUUUGCACUUGACAUCUUGUUUGCCAUUGCAAACGGAUUCUCACCCUCAUAUGAGUUCUUUGCCGUUUCCCGAUUCUUGGUAGGGAUGAUGAAUGGUGGGAUGUCCCUGGUAGCCUUUGUUCUGCUGAAUGAGUGUGUGGGUACAGCCUACUGGGCAUUAGCAGGUUCUAUUGGUGGCUUGUUCUUUGCUGUUGGAAUUGCCCAGUAUGCUUUAUUAGGGUAUUUCGUUCGUUCCUGGAGGACUCUGGCUGUUGUGGUUAAUCUGGAAGGAGCAGUCGUCUUUCUCUUCUCUCUAUUCAUUCCCGAGUCCCCCCGCUGGCUCUAUUCCCAGGGCCGUCUGAACGAGGCGGAAGAUGCCCUCUACCUCAUUGCAAAGAGGAACCGCAAGCAGAAAUGCACUUUUUCAUUAAAACUGCCAGCAGAGAGGAGCUCCAGAGAGGCUGGCAGCUUUCUGGACCUGUUCCGAUACAGGAUUCUCCUGGGACGCACCUUGAUCAUGAUGUUCACCUGGUUUGUGUGCAGCUUGGUUUACUACGGUCUUACCCUUAAUGUGGGUGACUUAGGAGGAAAUAUUUAUGCCAAUUUAGCCCUGUCAGGCUUAAUAGAAAUCCCAGCAUACCCAAUCUGUAUUUACUUAAUUAACCAAAAAUGGUUUGGUCGGAAGCGAACGUUGAGUGCAUUUCUUUUCCUGGGAGGAUUGGCCUGUCUUAUUGUCAUGUUUCUGCCUAAGAAGAGAGAUACUGGAGUGUUUGCAGUGGUGAACAGUCGCUCUCUGUCCUUGCUGGGAAAACUGACAAUCAGUGCUGCUUUUAAUAUUGUCUACAUCUACACAUCAGAACUUUAUCCCACAGUCAUAAGGAAUGUUGGAAUGGGUGCCUGCUCCAUGUUUUCCCGUGUUGGUGGCAUCAUUGCGCCUUUUGUCCCUUCAUUGAAAUCUGUUCAGUGGUCUCUGCCUUAUAUUGUGUUUGGAGCAACUGGUCUGUUGUCUGGGCUCUUAAGCUUGUUGUUGCCAGAGACCUUAAACAGUCCUUUGCUGGAAACUAUUUCAGACCUGCAGGUGUGCUCCUACUGGAGGUUGGGUGAUGAAGCCAUGUCACUGCAAGCCCUAGAUGGCUCACAGUCUGGAGACAAAGACAGCUCUACAGGGAGUGGAAGUGAAGAUGAGGAGUUUUAUGAUGCUGAUGAAGAGACUCACAUGAUAAAGUAAUGAAAAGAAGAAACACUGGCCUAUUUUAUGCCUCUUCUUGCCCAGUCAGUCCAGCUGUAUGACAAGUAUUGCUUGCCAGGCAAUGUAAUUGGGCAAGUGCCUGUGUUUUUCCUUACUUGGAGAGGGAUUUGGGUACUGUUCAGUCUGAUGACAUCACUGAUGUUCUCCAUAUGAGGCAGCCAUUCCAAUUCUUGUGGUUCAGAAUACAGUGCAUGGACUGCAUUUGAAGCCAGAUGAGAGAGCAGAAAUGAGAUGAUGUAUUUCAGAAGCCCAGGAAUAACCUAGGCUUAGACAAAUUUGGACAGAUCAUCAGUGUGUGUGUUACUAUUGUAUUCUCAAGGUGGUGGAUUUUAUUUCAGUACAAAUUGGUGAACUUGGAAACAGUCACUGUAUUUUCCAUAAGGGUGAAAGUGGUCAGAGAAUGUGCUGUGUGCUACUCCAGUGGGAACAAAUUGCUGAAAUUGUAUGUUUAAAUGGCUUUUGCAUAUUCAGUGGAGGAGAGGCAGCUGUGAACAAAAGGUUUCUGUGUGCACACCUACAGGUGGUUAGUCAUGAGCUGGUCUUUAACUUAGUGAUAAUGGAAGGUUGGGAGGAAGGACUGCACAAAAGAGCGGCCACAAAGCCUGCCAACAUACGGGAAGUUACUGACUUUUUUCCUUCUUUUCACACACAAAGCUUUUUCUUGGUCUUGUGUAUGUUUGCCACAUGUUCCCCACAUCUCAGCGUGGCUGUUUAUAGCUUUGCCUACUUUUACCUUGUCCUCACUUUGCCGUAACUGUUGAAGCUCAGCAACUUCUCUGUGGAGUGAAAUAAUUCUGUGAUGGAUAUCGUUUCCUGGGUGCAACAAAGGUGAGGCAUUUAUCACAUACCGGGUGUGUGGUGUGAUAGAAUGUACAGCUCACUUUUGUGGACCUGUCUGGGUCUUUAUUUCUGGAAAAGGCUUAACUCUGAAGUGGUAAGAGGAACUGUGGAGUGCUUUUAUAUUUUGGGUGCUGUUAUCAGGAAGCUGCUGGUGUUUAUUUUAAAAUCUUUCGUGUAGCUAAGGUUUUAAUUUAAAAAGACAGCAAAUCUCUUUGGACCUUUUUGGUUACUUGAUGUUUUCUGACCAAUGCUUGCUCAAGCACUUGGUUACUUGACCUUGUUAAGGAACACAACUUCACUUUCCUGUUUCACUGAACUUUCUGUAGGUGCUUCAUUAGAGGGAUAUGGAAUCCCAAAGUGUGAAACAUGUGGAAUGUUCCAACUACAAAAAUGAGGCCUUACAGAGAUUCAGUUUUCUUGAUGACAUUGCCAUCUUCAUCCUCUAACCUGUGGCUUUCUCUUUGUCAAGAUUGGUUUCCAUAAAAUGUUAGUCUUCCUACUUUGAGUUCCUAGCAAAGUGCACACAAUGGCAGUAAAUAUAUUUUCAGGCUCAUGAAUCAUUUUUGCAGAUCUUAGAAUUAAAAAAGGUGGGUCUAAAAAUAUCAAAAAGCUGUCUGCUGAAUAUGUCCUGGUUAGAGUGGGAAGUUCCUUUACUUGCAAGGAAGUGAAAGUAACCAGCAUCUGACGUUUGCAGCCAGCUGCUUGAACUUUGUUCACUGGGAGCUGUAAUGCUGAGCAAAGUGCAACUGCCCUGGUUGGUGCAGAGAGCGGCCCAGAGUCUGCAGUUGGACACACGCAGCAUUCCAGUGGGGUGUGAACUUGAUCCAGGUGUUGACUGUGGGCAAAGUUGGAAACUUCAGUCCCUCUGAACAGUCUGUCAGUGUUGUUGUGCUUUUUGCCUGUAUUAUUCUUCACUGGAAGAAUUCUCACUCCUAGUCUUCCCUUUUUUUUCCCCCACAGACUGUUGAGUAGUUGUUGUAGAUGUGGCACUUUUUAACCCAGGUGGGUAGUCUUUCUGCCUUAUUUGGCCCUUUUGUGUAUAAGGAAAUUUCACCAAAUAAGGUACUCAGAAAUAGUUGGACAAGUUGGAGCUAUUCAAAUAGUUUUAAAUUUUUUACUCACACUUGAAUUUAUGGACAGCUGGGAAAAUGACUUUUUAUUGCUGGUGGCAAUCAGCAGUAAGCCUGGCAGUAAUAACACGUUGCCAAGGUGUUUUUACGUCUUUGUUUUUAGGUGUUUGUUGCCUCUGUCCCUCUUUGGGUGUUGGGUGGAACUAGUCAGGAGCUGCCAUUAUCUGCCCUGGCAACCCUGUGUAAUGCCUCAAGACCCUCAACAGAAUUUUCAUUAACAGUAGGAUGUUGUAAUGGUUCAGGAGGAGAAGAUUACUCUCUGCAGGACCUAAGCUAGAUUUUGUGGGUCUUUAAAUAAAAAUUAAAUUUACCUCUCCACUCAUGCACUUUAUAGUAUUGGUAUACAUAUGUAAAAUUCCAGAAACAAGAGUGAAGACAAAAUUAGCAACUUUUUUGCAUAGGAAUUGCUGCUCUUCUAUUAACGUUAAAUCUGUCCCAUGCUUUUACCUUUGAAAUUCUAAAGGGAAUAUUUAAAAAAGAAUUCUGAAUCUUCCAUUGAUACUUUCCCAUAUCAGUUAAUUCAGAAAGUUUAGAGGAGAAAAUCCCUGCAGAAGGAGCUCAGCAAUGUAGCAUUAAACUUUGCAUUCCAGCUUUGUGUUCUGAAGUUCAGAUCCAUUAGGUGCAUUAAGUUUCCUUUCUGAGGCUGUUCAUUUUUAGUAUGAGCUGGCCUUCUGGUACAGAAACCUAUAGGAUCACUUUUCCUCUUACCCAUGAUAUGUAAUGCUUUACAAUGUUGAGAUAGUUGUAUCUCAGUGUGAGCAGUAAGUUUGCCAUGAGGAGCUACUGGAAAGUAGAACACUGGGUACAUCACUCUACUACAUGUUGUAGUGCUAGGACUCUGAGACUAAGGUUCUUGCUAUAGUUUACUGCAGUGUGAUAAUCUUCUGCCAUGUUUUUUGCUAGAGUAGCCAGUACUGUAAAGCCAUUUUCAUGUUGUGCAGGCACUAAGAUACCACUUUUCUCAAGGUGGAAUUUCUUCUCUGGAUUCCUUUGGCUGUGAUUUUUUUUUUCUUUUCUUUUUUUUUCAGGUAGAUCACUUAGUGGGAUUAUGCUAGAGAGAAUAGAGCUUUUUCCCAUGGUGCUGAUUAGUCAGGUCUGAACAGAAUCCCAAACAUACCUCACUUACCUGGGGAGCUCACAAGUGAUAAGUGAAUACAUCUAAGAGUGAAGGAGAGUGACAGGUCAUGUGAGGCAGCAUGGAGGAGAAUGAGCUGGAAGAAGUGAAAAAAAAAAAAAGGGAGGAUUCAACUGUAGCACCUUAGGGCAAGGGUAAGUGAAAAUACAGAACAGCUGUUGGGUAGAAAUACCCUUUAAUACAAUACAAUUUUAAAUUUUUCCUGAAAACAAAGAUAGUGUUCUCUAAUUAGGAAUUGGGAAAGUUCAGAGACCCCCUGACAUACCAGAAGCUCUGUGUUAAAGGAGUGCCAGAGGUGACUGUGUGUUCAGGUCAGGAUGCUGAGUGAGGAGCCCCUCCAGAGACCCCCAGCUAACAUGGAGCAGGUUGCAGCUUGUUUUCACCCAUAGUUACAGUCAAGGCAGUAAGGGUGGGAGCCAUCAUUAGUGUUCAUUAGCUCAAAGUGUGCAAUCCAUGCCAGCUUUUCCAAACUGUGUGGAUGCUCUUAGUAGGACAUGAUUUACAGAGCCAUGGGGAAUGCAGUUGAGCCAUACAUUUUACAGCGUAUUUCACCUAAGCAUGUAAAAGCAGUUUGCAAGAGAAUGUUUUUCUUGCACUCAGGAAAAAGGGAAAGUGAGGAAAUUUUCCUGGAGUGUGUUAAAUGGAAUAUUAGCAUUAAAACUCUUGUUCUAAAGUCUUCUCAAUGCAGAUAAUAAUCACGAAUGCAGACUGGGUGAGCAGUAUUUUGUUUUAGCUGAAGGUUGUGUGUUUAUCCCUUUUCCCACCCCAGGAGCGCUUCUCUGGUCCAGCUCUUUGACACAGCAGAAUCUGUGACUGCAGACUGUGAGCCUUGCAGUAAAGAUGUCAGAAAAGCCCAAGAGCAGUGCUGUCAUUUGAUGGUGGAAGUUAGUCUGAUCUGACACAGUGUUUCUAUCAGAAAUGUCUAUAUUCAGCUGUUUACCAAACAGGAGACUUAGGGUAUAGCUGUAUUUUGAGUCUCAUUUGUUGUAUCUUGCUGCAAGAUAUGUGGUAGAAAGACAUCUACAUAAGAAAACCUCUCUGGCAGAUCUAAAUGUGGAAUUGGAGGGUGAACAAAUUUAUACAUAAUUUUUCCAUGCUGUGUAUUUUAAUGUAUUUUAAUUUUGUCUAGUCUGUUGUAGCCUUCAGAUUUUCCAGGUGCUACUGUUAUUUAAGGCUAGUAGAGCUGGGUAAAACUUUUACCCUGGUAGUCUGAAUUUACUAAACUUUCUCAUCCCAGUUUUUUUCUGUCAUUCUGAAAAAUGCUCCUGUAUUGCCUAAUAGGGAGCAGAAUUUUUUUGUUCUUAUUUGAAGUGCCUGUUUUGUGAAAGUAGUCUUUAAUUUCCCUCCGUCAAUUUUAUAUGGGACUAUGUGUAAAGUAGCAUCACAGAAUUGGAUUAUAUGUGUGCCAAAGACAGUUUUUGCUGGAGAGCAAUAGUCCAAAACUAGUUUGAGCUGCCUUUAUUUAGACUUUAUCCAUGCAGAACUGGUCCGCAGAACUGGUAUUUACAAGCAUCCCUGAAACUAUAGGAACAGAGAGUUACCUUUGUUUGCUUGUCUUUCAUUGCUUGGUUCACUUAAGUAGCUUUUGUUUAUGAGAAACCAAAGAAAUUAAAUGAAGGAUUAAAGUGUUCUUUUUGUAGAACAUUCAGAGUUUAUACCAUGUAGCCAUUGCAGAGAAAUCUGCAGAACCUGUUUUGAUUCUGAGUUGCAAGUGUCAAAGUUUACUCUCUUAGACUGAUGAAACCUGGUUAAAAACUGUACACUGGAAUUUGUUAGUUCAUUCAUCAAUCUUACAAAUUAGCAUUGCUAGCAAACAGUUUGCCUGGAGCUUCUUGGGAUCUAGCAGGUUUUUGUAAAAUGCACACUCUGUUUGAGGCAUUGCUAAAUAAUAAUAUAUGGAUUUUAAAUCCCUACUACAACUAAUAUUCACUGCAAGUCAGCCUUGUAAUGGCUGCAUAUUUGUCAGCAAAAAAGCAGGUGGAUAAAACUUUAUACAACGAGGGCUGACUAGGCCCAGAAGAAAGAUUAUUUCUUUCAAACCAUUCUCUGCUAUGUGUACACAAUAAAGGGGGACCAUGGGGUGUGUACAGUAAGAUUGUAGGAUGGAAUAUGUUUAAAUACUUGCCUGCCCUCAUUCACUAAAGGUUUCUAGAGGAAAUCUGUCUUUAUCAUGCAUGUUUCUGCAUCCCACCAACACAUCUGAGGUGCUCAUUUUGUACCUGUUUUGUCAGGAGCCAGGCAAAAGUAUGAUGGUAAGAAAACCUUUGCCAGUAUUGAAAGUUGUAUUUACUAAAAAAUCUCCUCGGAGAGGUGUCUGGUACAUCUGUUUCCAAACAAAAUUUUUAAAUGUUGGAAGCCUGAUUAGGAGACUUGCAUUUCUGCAUUUCUGAUGUUAGUCUGUAGGAAAACUCAGUUUUGCAGAUACUGAUGAAAACUGUUACAGAGCAAAAACUGCUAGAGGAUUUGUGGUGAGAGUUGUGUAUGCUUUGACUUCAAAUAGGCCUCUAAAAUACUGGUUUCUAGUAUUUGAUCCCUUUUGCUCCUCAAAAUCCAACCCAGAUUUUAUUUUAUUCCUGUUAAAAUUUGAGUAAUGUGGAAAUGAGAAGUAUGUUUUUCAUACGGAUACUUUUAUUGCACUACCUUUGCUUCCUGAAUCAAAUAGUAUUUUGAUUUUUUAGGCUACCUCUCUUAUGUUGAGCUUUUUGUUGUCACUUUUGUAUUUAAUUGAUUUUGGGGAAAUGACAAAAUAUUUUCUUUUUUUUAUUUGUGUAGGAAUCCAUUACUUAGUCCUCAAGUCAUCCUUCCCUUUUAAAGGUUUUGUCAAAGGCUUUUUUAAAUUUAAUUAAAAGACUUAAAACUUCUGAGGAUCUUCAUAAUUACACAGUUAGGAAAUGGCUUUCCUGUAUAUAUUGUUUGCCUUUAAAAGGGACAGAAAGCCUUUAAUUCUAUACUAAUGUCAGCUGAAGGCAUGACUUUUCAGGAACAGUAAGUUUUGAGUCAGAGGGCUUUAAUCAAUUGCCAAUUAGCGUUUUUAUGUUACUGCUUUGGUAUUGGAAUUAAAAAUAAUGAAAACACUUAAGAAAGAUACUGCUGCUUUUCUCCAGACACUGGUCUUCCUUCUCUCUACCCCAUGCCAUCCUCCUGUUCCUUGGCUGCUUGUCAUGCUCAGUCCCCUCAGCAAGGUCACAGGCAGCGCAGGAGACUGGGAUCAGUCUGUUGUGCUUCUGUUUAUUCACUGCUCUUUGUUUCUUGUUCUGCUGCUCUCCUGUGGGUUCCAGCACCAGCCACAGUCCAUUUAGAGUUGUAGCUCCUUUUGAGUCUACUCUCAGCCUCUGCUCAGCCUGAUUUUCCUUUGCUGUUUCUCCUGCUCAGCUGUCUCUCUGUUUGUCUUCUGCUGACGUGGGCUUAUCCUUUUUCCUCGUCCUGUUGUAGCACUGUAAUCUCUUUUUCUUGGCAUUUAGAGCCUUAUCUUAAACAUGCUUUUGUCCAAGUGCCAUCAGCUCCUCUGGCAGUGUUGGAGUGCAGUGGGUCAGUGCUCACUGGGCCUGAGAGGCAGUGGCCACUACCUGAAACACUGGAGGAUCCAUCUGAACACAGGGAAGCACCUUUUUAACAUCAGGGAGAUGGAGCACUGGCACAGGUUGCCUGGAGAGGUUGUGGAGUCUCCAUGUGUGCAGAUACUCAGGAGUCACUGGGACAUGGUCCUAGGCAGUCUGCUUUAGUGCUUGGCCCUGCUUGAGCUGGGAGGUUGGGCCAGGUGACCUGCAGAGGAGGUGCCUGCCUUCCUCUGAGGAUGGAGGGCACCACCAGAGGUGCCACCUCCUGAGGUGCCUUCCACCCUCAGCCGUUGUGGGAUUCCUGUGCUGGCUGCUGCUGAGCUGUCUGGGACCGGCACAGGCAGUCCCUGGCAUCUUCCCUCACAGGACACCGUGCCCAAGCCCUGACAGCCAUGCUCAUACACCAUUCCACAGGGGUUUCUUGCACGUCAAGUCCUUGGCCUGGGCUGACAGGUGGCUGGUACUGCCUUGCCUUUCUGUGUUGCUGUUGUCUUAGGUCAAGUAACUGAAACUCCUAAGGACAUGAACAGACAUUUGUAGCCAAGCUCUGUCUGUGUGCAUUUACAUCUUUCCUGAUUUCAGAAGACAGAACUUAGACCUCCUCUUGACCAGAGGGGUAAAUUACUUUUUUUGCUGCUCCACCUUUCAUUGUCAUGAAAACAAAUCUUUAUGUAUUCUCUGUAUGCUGUAGACUUUUGCAUUGUUUUCUCAUUCCUGUUUAAUGUGAACUAACAAUCAAAAGUCCUUGCCAGUUGAGAGCUGAGUAACAGGAAAUUGGUAGUGGGGGCAGGGAGAGCAGAUUCAGUUCAAAAAUGAAGUUGUAUAUAGUUGAUGUGUGUACUGUUAAGUAUUUAAUUUGGAUUAACGGAAUACUGAGUGUUACAAACAUUCCCAUGUUAAAAUGAGGACUGAUGUAUUUCAGAAGUACUUUCUCUUCUCUAACUGUAUUAAUGUGCUGUUGUUAACUCAGAGCUGUACUGCUGGAAAGUCUGUUACUUCAUCUGAGAAGUCACAACUGAAGACAGCGUAAGCUUUUCCACAGUAGACCUUUUAUGGUGAUAUAUUCAUAUGUUCUGUGAACAGCUGUUGGAUCCAUCUUUUUAAGAUGUUCUUUGCCAUAGUGAGGGGCCAUAACAAAUGUUGAAAUAUUCAGAAUAAUUGCACUUAUCUAUUCUGUUUUCUUAAUGUAUUUCCUAUGCAUACUGCCUUACCUGUAUGUAUUGUACUUCACUGGCGGUACGAAAAGUUAGUAUCAGGUUCUUAAUUUAGAAUGUGUUAAUGAGUUUUUAAAAUAGUUCUGUAAUACUAAAUAUUUUCCAGUGAUCUGUCUGCUAAGAGAGGGUGAUGAUGGGUAAGCCCAGGUGAAUUUAGUCAAAAAGUUAAUAUUGGUUGUCUUUACUUUCUCUUUUAAUUUCUGAAUUAUUUCAAUAAUUUUAAAUACAUAUAUUUUAGGAAUUUUGUAGAGGCUAACUUAUGUUAGUAAACAAACUUUUAGGUGAUUUGUAACAGCUCUGAUACUGCCUCUGACUCCUACAGUUCAUCCAAUGUCUUUGUAACUUAUUUUGUGCCUUUUCUUCCCAUGACAGAAAAUGUCUCAAUAAAAACAAGUUCUUUUGCAACACCACAAA